This is a messenger RNA of Malassezia japonica, 1416 nucleotides long. RefSeq names its product p48 polypeptide of DNA primase (gene PRI1). Gene Ontology annotation, cellular component: alpha DNA polymerase:primase complex. The record is from RefSeq and is a predicted model, not a curated record. Gene Ontology annotation, biological process: DNA replication, synthesis of primer. NCBI's taxonomy places the organism in Eukaryota, Fungi, Basidiomycota, Malasseziomycetes, Malasseziales, Malasseziaceae. Bases 1 to 1416 code for a protein of 471 amino acids. The transcript has a single exon.
AUGCAGGCGCCGGAACGGAGCGCAGCCGCUGCGCCGUUGUACACGGAUACGAGCCUGGACGAUGUGCUCGCGACGGUCGACGAGCGUGAGCUCGAUCGCGACGAGUCGGUGGACCCCAUGGCGCUGCUGGCGUACUACCGCCGCCUCCUGCCGUUUCGCUCCUUGUUCACCUGGCUGAACCAGGACGUGGCCUUGACGCGCAGCUUUACCAACCGUGAAUUUGCGUUUACGCUACAGAACGAUGCAUACCUGCGUUACCAGUCUUUUUCGAGCUGGGACGACUGGAAGAAGGAGGUCUGUCGCUUGAAUCCGUCGCGUUUCGAAAUUGGGCCCGUGUACAGUGCCAAGCCCAAGGACCGCAAGACGAUGCAGAAGGCGACCUUUCGCCCGGUCGAGCGCGAGCUCGUAUUCGAUAUUGAUAUGACGGACUAUGACGAGAUCCGGACAUGCUGCUCGGACAAGAGCAUCUGCGCCAGGUGCUGGCGCCUGAUUGCGGUCGCCGUCGAGGUGCUCGACAGCGUGCUCCGCGAAGACUUUGGGUUCCGCCACCUGAUCUGGGUCUACUCGGGCCGCCGUGGUAUCCACUGCUGGGUAUCCGAUCCAGAGGCACGAGGUCUUCCGGACGAGGCCCGCAAGGCGCUCGUCGGCUGGACGGAAGUGAUCCGCGGCAGCGCGAACCAGGCCAAAAAGGUCUCGCUCGGCUCCGCCGCGCCGGGAGCGCCGCGUGCGCUGCACCCGAGCUUGCGCCGCGCACUCGGCGCGGAUGUCCUCGCGAAUUCGGGGUCAAAUGGGCAGUCGUCCGCUGCGCGGGGGCCGCUCCAGCGCGCAUUCUUUGACGUGAUCCUUCGCGACCAGGACUGCUUCCGCGAGCAGGAGCGCUGGGAAACGCUGCUCGCCCUCCUUCCUGCGAACGAGACCGAGGCGGUGGGACGCUUGCAGAACAAGUGGUCCGCGGCGCCGCGCUCGAGCGUGCAAAAGUGGGACGACGUGCUGGACGCCGCGUCGCGCAGCGCAGAACGCGCGCGGCUUGCGUGGAUCGCGGCACUCGAGGAUAUCGUGCUGCAGUAUACCUAUCCCCGCAUCGACUCGGAAGUGAGUAAGCGCCAGAACCACUUGCUCAAGUCACCGUUUGUCGUGCAUCCCUCGACAGGGCGCAUCUGUGUUCCCCUUGAGCUCGAGCAGAUCCAGGGCUUUGACCCGCAGACCGGCGCGCCGACCGUCGCCCAGCUCUUGCGCGAGCUGAACAAGUACGAGGCGCAGCACCCGGAUGCGUCGCCCAACUCGCACACCAAAGGCGAGUGGGAAAAGACGAGUCUCCGGCCGUAUGUCGAGCAGUUCGACCGCGCCUCGGCCAAGCUCCUGCGCGAGAUGCGCGACGCAAAGCGCGCUACGACCAAGCACUCGCUCGACUUUUAG